AUGUUCUCCUGGUUGAACGGACCUGGUCGCGUGUUCCGUGAACCUCUGCAGGGCUCGACCAACUACCUGGGUGCAUACGACCGAAGCGGAAACUUGAUGCGCUUAAGAGCUGGCGCAGAAGAAGAAAAUGACCAAGAGGACAAGGUGGAUGUGUCAAAACUCAACGAGGAAGAGAAGGCCAAGUACAACCAAGAGAAGGAGGCAAAGGCAGCAGCGAAAGCAAACGAGCUUCCGCGAGAGAGGCAAUCCGAUCUUCGACCAUACCCCCUAAACAACGACUUCCGCAGUCAAAGCGUCCUGAGCGAGGAGCUGCGUGAGGAGAUCUACAAGAAGAUUGUCGACGAGAAGGUUGAUCUGUCGACUGUCAGUGCUUUGUAUGGCGUCGACAUGCGCAGAGUGGCUGCUGUUGUGCGUCUGAAGACUAUCGAGAGAAACUGGGUUUCAGAGGGCAAGAAGCUGGCUACACCAUACCAUGAUGCUGUCCUGGCGAUGCUGCCGCAAACACGCUUCAACCGCAAGCUCCUCGAGGAUCCCAAGAAGACCAUCUCGCACGAGUCGAUCAACGAUCUUCCCGUCCACCCUUACACACGCACACAGAUCUUCUACCCAACAUCCGAGUCUCGCCAGUUCACCCGCGCAGAUGCAGCAAAGGUAUUCUCUCCUACGCUUCUGCCUGCCGAUGAGCGGAUACCUUUGUCCGAGUUGAUCGACAUUGAAAAAGACGCAAUCAACAACCUACCACGCGAAGAGCGUACAGCGCGUAUUCGCGAGCGUACCGAGAAGAAGAUGCGCGCAAAGGAGGAGAAGGAGCGCAAGCAACGUGAGUGGGAGGCCAGAAACGUCAAGAUCGUCAGCAACCAGCGCUGGAACUUCCGUUUCGAAAGCAUCAGUGUCGAGGAUGCAGGCAAGGAUGGUCGCAGCAGCCGUGGUGUUGGAUGGAGAUAUGGAAACCCUCACCACGAUCGCGAAAAGGGCGAGAUUAAGCUGCCCACAAGAGUCGAGUAA
Molecule: messenger RNA, 1005 nt
Organism: Aureobasidium melanogenum CBS 110374
Lineage: Eukaryota; Fungi; Ascomycota; Dothideomycetes; Dothideales; Saccotheciaceae
Exons: 2
Coding region: 1-1005 (334 amino acids)
Biological process (GO): mitochondrial translation
Cellular component (GO): mitochondrial small ribosomal subunit
Molecular function (GO): structural constituent of ribosome
Source: RefSeq, a predicted model, not a curated record